Daphnia magna is the source of this 3087-nucleotide messenger RNA. RefSeq names its product alpha,alpha-trehalose-phosphate synthase [UDP-forming]. Gene Ontology annotation, biological process: trehalose biosynthetic process. NCBI's taxonomy places the organism in Eukaryota, Metazoa, Arthropoda, Branchiopoda, Diplostraca, Daphniidae. The transcript is spliced from 9 exons. The coding region runs from base 108 to 2750 and encodes 880 amino acids. Gene Ontology annotation, molecular function: catalytic activity. The record is from RefSeq and is a predicted model, not a curated record. Gene Ontology annotation, cellular component: alpha,alpha-trehalose-phosphate synthase complex (UDP-forming); cytosol.
UUGCUAUUCAUCGUCAUUCUCCAUCAUCACUUCUAACGUUUGAUUACCCUCCAUUCCGGUUCCCUUUAAUCUACCCAUUUAUUGUGAGGACACUUGCACGUCUUCAGAUGUCAUCCCAGCAAAAGGUUAUACCCCCCAAUGGCUCGAUUGGACUCGAAGGUGAACCGGGAGAACCUCUGUCCGCCCCGUUGAUCGUCGUUUCCAAUCGGCUACCGUUUGUUCUUACGCGCAACGCAAAUGGAAAACUACAGCGAUCACACAGUGCUGGUGGGCUAGUGACGGCAUUAGGGCCAGUGGUGAUCGACUGCGGAGGACUGUGGAUCGGCUGGCCGGGAUCGCACGACGUGCGACCAUUUGAUGAGAUUCCGGAGCCGGACAUUCCAAACAGUGGGCUAAAGUCGCAGCAGGUGAAGCCGGUAUUGGUCCGUCAAGAAUUAUUUGACUCAUUCUAUAACGGCUGCUGCAACGGCACUUUCUGGCCAUUAUUCCACUCCAUGCCUGAUCGGGCCGUCUUCAGUUCCGAGACUUGGAAAGCGUACCAAGAAGUAAAUGAAGAAUUUGCACUCAAGACAAUAGAUGCCCUGCGACAAGUUCGUGCCCGUUUGCUGAAAGAAUACAACAACCCAAGUGAUGAUUCCAUGCCUGUACCAGUUGUAUGGAUUCACGAUUAUCAACUUAUGCUGGCCGCGGCUAUGAUUCGCCAAGUGGCUAUCGAAGAGAACUUGGCUUGCAAACUUGGUUUCUUUCUCCAUAUUCCAUUUCCAUCAUGGGACAUCAUGCGACUCUUCCCUUGGGACGAUCAGAUUCUAGAAGGCAUUCUAGCCUGUGACUUGGUGGGUUUCCACAUCGAAGACUACUGCACAAAUUUUAUCGAAUGCUGUCAACGCCGCAUGGGAUGUCGAGUCGAUCACGCCAACGGCAACAUCGAAUACGACAAUCGCACCGUACACGUUCGGGCCCUACCGAUUGGAAUUCCUUUCAACCAGUUCCAACUGCUGGCCAUCAAAGCGCCACGAGUUAUGAAAGACGAACGAGUCGUGUUGGGAGUGGAUCGGCUCGACUAUACGAAAGGCUUGGUGCAACGCAUCAAAGCGUUCGAGAGGCUGUUGGAAUGUCAUCCUGAACAUUUGGGGCGUGUUGUCCUUAUGCAAAUAGCUGUCCCGUCUCGCACGGACGUCAAAGAAUACAAAGCAUUGAAAGAGGAAAUAGAUCAACUGGUCGGUCGCAUUAACGGACGUUUCUCCACUGCUGACUGGUCACCUAUUCGAUACAUUUAUGGAUGCAUUUCACAGGAUAAAUUGGCCGCCUUUUAUCGCGAUUCGGCUGUUGCGUUAGUCACUCCGUUACGUGAUGGCAUGAAUUUGGUAGCCAAAGAAUUCGUCGCCUGCCAAAUCAAUGAAAAUGGCGUGCUGAUCCUUUCGCCGUUUGCUGGAGCUGGUGGAACCAUGCGUGAAGCCUUGCUCGUCAAUCCCUACGAGAUAGACAUGGUGGCCGAAACGAUUCACAAGGCGUUGGUUAUGGACAUCGACGAACGCCGUCACCGGAUGCAACUCUUGCGUAAGCGUGAAUCGUCCAUGGAUGUUGACUACUGGAUGGACAGCUUUUUGCGAGAAAUGGAUCAAGUGGAAUGCGCAAUCACGGGACCUCCUUCAUUAAUUCCUGUCGACCAUGGCUACCAGUCGUACCUGACUGAGUACAUCGAGGAUUCCACGAAACUCAAUCUGCUGCUGGAUUAUGACGGAACACUGGCUCCCAUUGUCAGUCAUCCUGAUCUAGCAAUGAUGUCGGCCGAAACCCGGCGUGUCUUGACUCACCUUUCGCAGAUGCCUUGCGUUUCAGUUUGCGUUAUGUCAGGUCGAUCGCUCGAUAACCUUCGCCAGAUGGUAGGCAUUGAAGGCAUCACCUAUGCAGCCUCCCAAGGAUUGGAAAUCCUUCAUCCGGAUGGAUCACGUUUUAUUCACCCUGUUCCAACCGACCAUCAAAUUCGAUUGCAAAACCUCCUGCCGGCCCUUGAGGGCGAGGUAUGCACUAAUGGUGCCUGGGUGGAGAACAAGGGAGCCUUGUUAACAUACCAUUAUCGAGCGCUUUCUUCAACGACCUCUCCCGAACGCCGUGACUCUUUGGUUCAACGAGCCGCAGAGCUGUUCCGGGAGCACGGAUUCUAUCCGCAUCACACACAAAUGGCAAUCGAAGCUCGACCUCCCGUACCAUGGGACAAAGGCCGCGCUUCUCUUUACAUUAUGCGGACCACAUAUGGGGUCGACUGGCCACAACGUGUUGGCGGACCUGAGCGUGUCAGAAUUCUCUAUGCCGGCGACGAUGACACAGAUGAGGAAGUCAUGCAAGCACUGAACGGACUAGCUUGUACGUUCCGCGUGUCCAGGGUACCUGUUUACAAAUCGUCAGCCAAUUAUCGAUUGACUGAUCCUGACGCAGUUCAAUCGCUGCUACGUUUGAUAGAAGACAAACUUGACCAACGUGCAGUCAUUCCUUCGUCACCUACGUCGAGUUUCACAGCCAACUUUUUCAUCACCUGCAUUCAUGAAUCGGAAACUGUUACCUCUGACGAGGAGCAGACAGAUUUGAGCGCCAGCGAUGCACAGCUCAAGAGCAAGAGGCGGCGGCGUAACUCGAGGAACUCGACGAUGGUCUUGAGUAAGGUGGCCGCUGCUGGACUACUUCGCAGCAACAGUUUCAAGGCAGCCUUGUGUCACCAUUCUCAGGAUCCAAUCACUGUGAUCGGCCAUUAGAUUUCAUUUCAUUAUAUUAUUGUCACAGCGAGAAGGGGUGGGCAUCCAUGCAUCAGUAGAUUCCAUUUUCAAGCCCAGUGUCGAAUUUCCUGAACCUUCAUUGUAGCUAAAUAGGUGCCAUUAUCAUGGAAAAUUUAGGGCGCAAAUUUUUCAAUAGCCGUUGUCACAAACUAGCACGGUUUACUCGACAUCAUUUCGUUCUUUGCGUGUCUGUGACAUUGAUUGUUGCAUGAACGUUUACUUUUCCUUCUCGACUUCUCGACAUUCUUUCGAUAACUUGCUGACUGAAUUGUUAUUUGCAUUCUCGACAUAUUCGAAAUAUACAGUAUACCAAUUA